This is a messenger RNA of Medicago truncatula (barrel medic), 2291 nucleotides long. RefSeq names its product pentatricopeptide repeat-containing protein At2g46050, mitochondrial. Gene Ontology annotation, molecular function: protein binding; RNA binding. Gene Ontology annotation, biological process: RNA modification. The coding region runs from base 259 to 2226 and encodes 655 amino acids. The transcript has a single exon. Lineage: Eukaryota; Viridiplantae; Streptophyta; Magnoliopsida; Fabales; Fabaceae. The record is from RefSeq and is a predicted model, not a curated record.
CAAACACCGAUCGCAUGAUUCAUCCCUCCCAUCCAUUUGAUCUCUAGAACCAAUCUCUGCGAAUUAGAUUCUAUUGAAACUUAGUUCCGAAGGUGUGUCUCAUGUCAGACUUGCGUGAGUGUUCGACACCAAUACAUAUAAUUAACUAUGUCUUUUUUUAAGUUAUCAUAUAUCAAUGGUGUCGAUGUGUUAGUAUAUUUGUGCAGGUGAUUCAUGAAAUAAAACAAAAAGAAGAAUUACAAAGAUUUAAACCAUCUUAUGUUCAGCAAGCUCCAUUUCAAAAAGCAGCUACCUUUCCCUCCAUCCCCUUUCUCAUUCUUCAUAGAAUGCUUCUAUUUCUCUUCUCACCAACCACAUCCAUGGAACUCCUCAAGCAGACUCAGAGCUUCUAUGCCAAUUCCAAAUCAAACCCAUUUCAAUGACCCUAACACUGUUCAUUUGUUUUGUUCCAACGCCCUCAAAAUCUCAGCCAAAAAGGGCUAUCUUCCUGAAGGAAAACAGUUACAUGCCCAUUUGAUAAAGUUUGGAUUUUGUCAAGUCCUUUCCUUACAAAACCAGAUUUUGAGUGUUUAUCUUAAAUGCCAAGAAGCUGAAGAUGCAAAGAAACUGUUUGAGGAAUUGCCUGUGAGAAAUGUUGUUUCGUGGAAUAUUAUGAUUCGUGCUAGUGUUGGACGUAACGAUGAAAAUGAAUCGAGUGGCAUGCGAUUGUGUUUUUCUUAUUUUCGAAGGAUGUUGUUGGAAAUGAUGGUUCCUGAUCAUAUAACUUUUAAUGGUUUGAUUUGUUUGUGUACUCAGUUUAAUGAUAUUGAGAUGGGAGUUCAGUUGCAUUGUUUUACCGUGAAAGUUGGAUUUGAUUUGGAUUGUUUUGUUGGUUGUGCCCUUGUUGGUUUAUAUGCAAAAUGUGGUUUUGUUGAGAAUGCAAGGAGGGUUUUUUGUGAUGUCUCGUGUAGAGAUUUGGUUAUGUGGAAUGUGAUGGUUUCUUGUUAUGUCUUCAAUAGUUUACCUGAAGAGGCUUUUCGCGUCUUCAAUUCAAUGCGGUUGGAUGUUGUGAACGGGGACGAGUUCACUUUUAGUAGCUUGCUUAGUGUAAUAAGUGAUGAUGCUUUGGAAUAUUAUGAUUUUGGAAAGCAAGUUCAUAGUCUUGUUCUGAGACAAUCAUUUGAUUCAGAUGUUUUAGUUGCUAGUGCAUUGAUCAACAUGUAUGCCAAAAGCGAAAAUAUUAUUGAUGCACGAAGAGUAUUUGAUGAGAUGUCGAUUCGAAAUGUUGUGGCAUGGAACACCAUGAUUGUUGGGUUUGGGAAUCACGGUGAUGGUAACGAGGUAAUGAAGCUUGUCAAAGAGAUGCUUCGCGAAGGGUUUCUUCCAGAUGAAUUGACUAUUUCUAGCAUUAUAAGUUCGUGUGGCUAUGCUUCUGCCAUUACCGAAACACUGCAAGUGCAUGCUUUUGCGGUUAAAUUAUCAUGUCAAGAUUUUUUAUCUGUAGCCAAUUCUUUGAUUAGUGCUUACUCCAAGUGUGGUAGCAUUACUAGUGCAUUUAAAUGCUUUGAAUUAACUUCACAGCCUGAUCUAGUUACAUGGACUUCAUUGAUAUAUGCAUAUGCAUUCCAUGGUCUUGCCGAAAAAUCAACUGAGAUGUUUGAGAAAAUGCUAUCAUAUGGCAUAAAACCAGAUCGAAUCGCUUUUCUCGGCGUUCUCUCGGCUUGUGCUCAUUGUGGGCUGGUGACAAAGGGACUUCACUACUUCAAAUUAAUGACCAAUGCAUAUCAGAUUGUUCCUGAUUCAGAACAUUACACAUGUCUUGUUGAUCUUCUAGGAAGAUAUGGUCUUAUAAAUGAAGCUUUUGAAAUCUUGAGGUCAAUGCCAAUUGAAGUAGAUUCAGAUACCUUAGGAGCAUUUAUUGGAUCUUGCAAACUACAUUCAAAUAUGGAACUGGCUAAAUUGGCUGCAGAAAAACUCUUCCUCAUUGAACCAGAAAAGAGUGUAAACUAUGCAGUGAUGUCGAACAUUUUCGCUUCUCAAAAGCAUUGGUAUGACGUGGAAAGAAUUCGCAAAACGAUGGAAGACAAACGUGAUGCAAAAGUCCCAGGUUGUAGUUGGAUUGAGAUUGGUAACCAAAUUCAUUCAUUUGUAUCCAAUGAUAAAUCACACCCUAAUGCUUUAGAAAUGUAUGUUACAUUAAACAUGCUGCUUAGGCCAAUGAAGGAACAAAAUGGUAUUCAUUUGUAAAUGUUAACAUCGCAUUAUUCACAUCAUGAUCUAUAUCAUGUGCACCAACAUUUAUUAUUAUCCAA